Molecule: messenger RNA, 1734 nt
Organism: Dunckerocampus dactyliophorus (ringed pipefish)
Lineage: Eukaryota; Metazoa; Chordata; Actinopteri; Syngnathiformes; Syngnathidae
Product: dnaJ homolog subfamily B member 1-like
Exons: 1
Coding region: 15-1076 (353 amino acids)
Source: RefSeq, a predicted model, not a curated record
UUGCUGUAGGGAAAAUGGUAGAGGUCGUACAUAAACUUAGCUGCGGAGUUUGCCGGUUGUCAAGCUUCAUAUACAGCCAGGGUCGACCGGUCUGCCCCGGCGAAGUUUCCGGAACUCGUUGCGCAAAGGUCAAUUUUAGUAGUAUUCGGAAUAAUGAUAAUUCAAAGAGUAAUGACAACGACAUUGAGCCAAAACGUAUACGGGCAGAACCCAAAAUAGAACUAAGCCGAGUGAGUAGUUAUCAGGUGAAUCAAAUUUGUCUUUACAACACUGAUUUGGAUGGAAACUCCUCCUGUUUCAUUGGAUUUCUUCAAACAAAGACUUUUCAAGGUUUUACUGCUUUCAGCUGUUUGUCAGCUGAACUGCUACCUAUCAGGAGGACUUCAUGGAGCAGAGACGUCAUUUCCGGCCAUCUUGCCAGCUGCAAGUCCCCCCAUCAGCGCAGAGCUUUCUGCACUGUCAUCUUCAUCCAAGUAACGCAGGAGUCAGAAAGACGACACUGUAGCUUAUUGUGCUUAUCUAAAUCAAGAAGCUACAGCAGGACAAGUGACACUAAAGAUGUCCCACUGUACAGAAACAGGACAGCCUACUAUGACAUCCUCAAAGUGUCCCCCAAUGCCACACAGUCCCAAAUCAAGACGGCCUACUACAAGCAGUGCCUGGUCUACCACCCUGAUAAAAACCCCGGGAACAAAGAGUCUAUCCAGCGCUUCUCUGAGAUCAGUGAGGCCUACACUGUGCUGGGCAACCACAACCUGAGGAGGAAAUACGACCGCGGCAUCCUGAGCAUGUCAGACGUCCAAGACGCGGGACGACCUACUUCCAAAGACAUCCCAAAAUCUAGGGGAUUCUCCCAAACUGGCCGGAGGCCUAUGUUUGAUUUUGACGCCUUUUAUCAGGCCCACUAUGGCGAGCAGCUGCAGAAAGAGCGAGAGAUGCGAGCCAGGAGGCAGCGUGCGGAGGAGAUGAGCAAGAAGAUGCACAAGCAGAGACAGAGCAACAUGAUAGAGUUCACCGCUGUGGCCAUGAUGAUUACGGCAGGACUUAUUGUCAUACAACUCUGCAACAAGCCAUGAAACAGAAGGACGUGUCAGGGCAUGGACUAGUGGACCCUUCUGGACUUGGGGCAUUUCAAAAUAAACUUAAAAGAGCUUAAAAAUAUGACUUCUAAUUUAUCUAAUUAGAUGCAAAAAAUAACUGAAAUGCAAAACAAGCAUGUUGUCCAUCUAAAGAUAGUACAAGUCAUGUUGUACAAUUAAUGUCAGUGAGUCCUGAUUUUUUUUUUUUUUGGCCCAAAUUUUGUUCCUUGAAUUUCCUAAAGAACAAGAACGGCAUGCAUAUGCUGGUGCAUUGUUAUUAAAACACAUCAAACAAAUAUUUAGUGUUCUAUGCAUUUUGUAAUGCAGAAGUUUGCUCUGUAGAGGGCACCUGAACAUAUCACAAUGACGUCACUCAUCGUCAUAUGUACAGUAUUACGUUUUAAUAUGCUGUACUGUAUAUAUACCUUUUAUUAACCACGGAGGACCACAAGACGCACAUGUUGUUCACAUUUUAUUCACAGAAAUAUAAAGUAGUAUGUCAAGUACGUCACUUUGUACAAAAUUGCACAGACUCUUCAAAACUCAACAGAAAAUCAACUUUUUUUUUCACCAAGUGUUAACAAAAUCAAGGGGAGACGUGAGCAAGAAUUGCACAGACUCUUCAAAACGUCGCCAGACAACAGAAAAUCAACUA